Messenger RNA from Haliotis rufescens (red abalone), 2208 nucleotides. RefSeq names its product mitochondrial amidoxime-reducing component 1-like. Bases 139 to 1119 code for a protein of 326 amino acids. The record is from RefSeq and is a predicted model, not a curated record. Gene Ontology annotation, molecular function: catalytic activity; pyridoxal phosphate binding; molybdenum ion binding. The transcript is spliced from 7 exons. NCBI's taxonomy places the organism in Eukaryota, Metazoa, Mollusca, Gastropoda, Lepetellida, Haliotidae.
CAGGGUUCCGACUGCGUUUUAGCCUGUAACCCAUAUUUACCGAGCCCCUCUCUCAACACAGAUAGGACUUAUCGAUCAGUCUCCUAACUUGGACACGUGGAUUUUAAAGAGACCCAUAACGAGGCUUAUGGUUCGAAGAUGGUUUCGGGAGAUCAGAUCAGCGAGUCAGCGUUUAUAUUCGGAACAUUGGCCAUCUCCUCCGCUGCAAAAUAUGCAUUUGGCGCUUACACAAGAUGGCAGAAAUUACAACGUUUUCAGCUGGUGGGGCGUGUUACCGCAUUGAAUCUGUUCCCAGUCAAGUCGUGCGGAGGAAUCUCAGUUCAGCGCGCGCUGUGCAGUCGCCUCGGGUUGAAAGUUCAAGGGGUCACAGACAGACACUGGAUGGUAACGAGGCCGAAUGGCGACUUCCUGUCUCAAAGGCAGGCCCCGAAGAUGUCGUUGCUGAAAGUCAGUAUCCAUGGAGACCAGGUGUUUAUUGACGGACCAGGAGUGCCAACACUGAAAGUACCCAUCAAUCCCCCGGUUGUCCCGUCCCAAGUGAAGACAUGUCGUGUGUGGGAGUGUAGGACGGAGGGGCUGGACUGUGGGCAGGAGGCCGCAGACUGGGUCAGCUCAUUCCUGGGACUGGAGGGACUCCGGCUACUGUUCUCGGCCCCGGGGAUGCACAAGAGGGACGCCAGCGACGAGUUCAAGCCAUGGGGUAAUCCUGCCCUUCUCGGCGACCAGGCGGCCUACAGUGACUUUGGGGCCUAUAUGCUUCUGUCGGAUGAGUCUCUCGGCUUCCUAAAUACCAAGCUCAGCAAGCCAGUGUCCAUGCGGAAUUUCAGACCCAACAUCGUCGUCAGCGCCAAAGAAGCAUUCGAUGAGGACAGCUGGCACGAGAUCAAGAUAGGGGACACAGCCUUCAUGAGAGUGCUGGACCCGUGUACGAGGUGUACCAUGACAACAGUUAACGGAGAAGUGGGAGAGAAAUCCAAAGACGGCGAACCCUUAGCGACUCUUAAACGUGUUCGAUGUUUCCCGGCAUACGGCGAGACUCCUAUUUUCGGUGUUAACUGUGCCGUGGAUGUGGAGGGACAAAUCAACGUGGGCGACCAAGUAUAUGCUUUGAGAAAAUAAAGAUUGGGCCUAAUUCCUGGUUAGGGACAUGUUAUUUUGGCCCAGCGUUGUAAGCAAACGUAGGCUUAACAUUUACGCUGUUUCUUGCUAAAUACUAAGUCACAACCCAUGUUUCUUGCUAAAUACUAAGCAACAACCCAUGUUUGCAGGAAAAGACGACUAUGCUUGUCGUAAGAGGCGACUAACGGGACGGGGUGGUCAGACUCGUUGAUGCAUGUCAUCGUAUCCCAAUUGCGUAGGUCGAUCCUCAUGAUGUGAUCCACUUGAUUGUCUGGCCCAGAGUCGAUUAUUUACAGACCGCCGUCAUAUAGCUAGAAUAUUGCUGAGUGCGGCGUAAAACAACAAACAAACCAAGACCAUAAUGGUCCGUAUCACUGCAUGCUCUUUGCACUACAUUAUUAAACCAGUCAACGAAUCAGUGUGCGUUCUCGGACUCUGUAGAGUAUACAUGCUCAUGAUGUGAUCCACUUGAUUGUCUGGUCCAGACUCGAUUAUUUACAGACCGCCGUCAUAUAGCCAGAAUAUUGCUGAGUGCGGCGUAAAACAACAAACAAACCAAGACCAUAAUGGUCCGUAUCAAUGCAUGCUCUUAGCACUACAUUAUUAAACCAGUCAACGAAUCAGUGUGCGUUCUCAGACUUUGUAGAGUAUACAUGGUCAUGAUGUCAAUCAUUCGAUUGUCUAGUCCAGAUUUGAUUGUUUACAGACCACCGUCAUAUAGCUGGAAUAUUGUUGAGUGCGGCGUUAAACAACAAACAAUCAAACAAACAAACAAACAAAACAAAACUGCCUGCCAAGCGCUUUAGGUUUUGCAUUUACAUUACCAUUCCAUCCAUUCCUGUUGUUUGCCCUCCUUUAUUUAUCGACUUAACUUCAUGUGUUAGACAUAAGAGUGUCUUCCGUCCGUAAUGUAAUAACAACGAAAAAACUGUCAAUGUACAUAUUGCAUGCUAUGAAGCUAAGAAGUUCCAGAUGUGUUACCUCAUAAAUGUAUAUACACCAAUUACUUUAUAACAUGUACUAUAGGCCUGUGGCCUCUCAGUAUUAUGAAUAAACACAUAUUGAUAACAUUCAAUAUAUCCUCAUGAA